Molecule: messenger RNA, 2095 nt
Organism: Melozone crissalis (California towhee)
Lineage: Eukaryota; Metazoa; Chordata; Aves; Passeriformes; Passerellidae
Gene: PP2D1
Product: protein phosphatase 2C like domain containing 1
Source: RefSeq, a predicted model, not a curated record
AUGGCCCUGCUCCAGAGAGCGAGCGCGCUCCGUGCACAGCAGCAAGUGCAGCGGCUGCGAGGCGGUUCUGCCCCGCUGCACGGUGUUGAUGGGGAUGGGGUCAGCGCUGCCAUCCGAGCCGGGGUACCCGGGCCGUGCGGGAGCAGCCGGGCGGGCUUCGGGCUUCCCGCAGCGGUGACAGCGACCCUUUCGCUUUCAGCUUUCCCACGACUCCUCCUCGGCAGAGCAAAUGUUACGAGCAAAGAGCACAUCUGGAACAACACGCUGGCUGCAAUGGACCACUUAAUAUCCCCGCCUGAACAUCGACUCCUAGUUUUCCCGGGAGUAGAUGUACCUUUACAUGCCCCUAAAGUAAAUGAUUCUUUAAUAAAAGCAUUACUGAUUUGCUAAGAUAAAAAUUCCACAUGGCAGAGAGACAUGGAAGACAGGUUUAUUGUGCUGGACAACCAUAAAAGUAGGUCAGAUACAUGCUUUCUGGAGAUUCAUGAUGGUUGUCACGGUGUGACAGCUACAGAAACAAUUGUAGCAAAGCUUCCACUUCUAUUUCUUGAACAGCUUUCUCACAUAGAUUCCUCCCACAAAAAUAAAAAUGACAAAGAGCAAAUUCUAGAAUUUUUUGCCAGACUAAUCAAGGCAGAUUACAGGAAAAAAGAGAAGAACCAAGCAAUGAGGAGACCAACAAGCCAGUCUAUUGUGAAAGUGUAUGCUAAGUCCUUCUGGAAAAUCAGAUUUUUACAGCUGGGAAGGAAUGAGGUUUCCAAAGUUCACUGGAGUGGUGGUUCAGCUGGAAAAAGAAUUCCUAGAGAAGAGAUGGAUGGCAAAAGAAAACAUCCUGAAAACAACACACACAGCCCAUUAGCCAGGACAGUCAAAGGUGGUGUUGCUGGGCUCGUGCAUGUUGCUAUUACAGGUAAGUAUAUUCCAUACCAGGAUUUUGUCUCUCAAGAGCACAGCACUUCUAAUGUGAGAGAAAAACUUCAGAAUGGUGGAAACAUCAGCACUAAUAAACCAGAUUUGUAGAGAACUACAAGGGCUCUUGGACAUGACAGAGCUCCAGUACAAAGAACGUGUGUUAUAUCUGUACUUCAUACUGCAUCUGUCCCUAUCAAUGUUACUUGCCAGUUUCUUAUUUUGACUUCUAAUGGGCUUUGAGGGGUUCUGGAUUACCUAAAGUACUUGCACCAACUCUUAACAUCCACUCAUUACUUGAGAACGCAUGAAUGCUGUUCAACAAAAGAGGACACCGUGUGUCAGUAUCUAGAAUCCCUCACUGGAGGCAACUUAACUGACUCAAACACUAUUAAUCAUCUGCAAGAUAGAAUACAGCUAUUUUAUUCCAACCAAAAUAUUUUUCAGAGUGACUGUUCCAGGAAGAAUUACAGGCAUAGCAAAAAUUGAAUUCUUAAUAAGGAAACCAAUGAUCACAAAAAUCAACCUAAUCCAGAACUGUCUCUUUUUAGUAACAAUGAAGUAAAUUCAAAGAAUAGAGAUACACUGCUCCAAUUCUGUGACGUUGGUCAAGAACUGCUAAAGACUGUAUCACCACUGGGUUCCAAACCACCACCACAGUUUGAAAAAGACACAAAAAUGUAGCCAAUCAAUUGCAAAUCACAAGCUGCAGAGGAGACAGAGUCAGCUCAGAGACACUGCAAUGCAACAAGUCACCGUGAACAACUGGCAAAGACUGCAUUAGCUGCAGGUUCAAGAGACAAUAUUACUAUUUUGAUCAUACUUCUAAAUGGAUGUGAUAAGAUACCCAAUUACCUCAACAUUUAAAGAUUUAUCACAGGAUAACUGGAGUGCCACAAUAUAUAUAGGACAAGCUUAUAUUUAGCUGUGCCAUGAAUUUAUUGUAAGCAUCUUAAAUGCUGACCCAUACAGUGAAUCAGACAUCUUGUCUGGAACUGUACAAAUGCAGUAAAACCUCCUGAAACUCUGAAUAAGAACCAGUAAUCAAAAUUUUUUUAAACCACUUUAUUCAAACCUGAGCACCUCAAUAUAAAACUAAACACUGGUGAACUGUCAUUUUUCUUGCUAAACCCAGAUUACCGCAAAUUUAAAAUCUGCACAAGUAAGUUUCUAUCAGUUCAACAUU